Molecule: messenger RNA, 1132 nt
Organism: Cryptomeria japonica (Japanese cedar)
Lineage: Eukaryota; Viridiplantae; Streptophyta; Pinopsida; Cupressales; Cupressaceae
Exons: 5
Coding region: 270-788 (172 amino acids)
Biological process (GO): vacuolar protein processing
Cellular component (GO): intracellular membrane-bounded organelle
Source: RefSeq, a predicted model, not a curated record
AAAAAAUAAAAGGAAGAGAGAAGUAGCCGCCGACCCUCGCGGACCACCAAAACAAAGGCGACACGCAUUUUUAAUUACUUUGUAUGAUUCUCCUCGCUGGUCUUCAUUCGAUUAAAAAAAAAGGGUUACCAUUUGACUCUAUUUGUUUGUCAGAUGGCAGCCUGCCUAAAUCACAGUCGUUUACAGUAAACAUGAAACUCUCUCAGCUCUAAAUGCUCACACUUGAACUUUUCCUAGGGUUUGGACUCAAACCGGUAGAUUGAGGAGAAAUGGCUAACCAAGGCGCCAAGAAGCGCAGAGAUGAGAACCAGCGCCAUAUGGCCACGUUGCUUCGCCUCAUUGCCAUCGCUAAUGUUGUAUAUAUCCUGGUGAGAAUGUUGAUAUUUCAUUCAUCAUUCACUUGGAAACAUUGGAUAGGCCUUGCUGUAACUUCUGCUGCCUAUGCAUUGCCAUAUCUUCAACUAUCCAGUAUGGCUCAGCCAUCUUAUGAAGAAAACGGUGAUCUUUUGGAUGGGGGAUUUGACUUGAGCACUGGUGGAAUUUGUGGGUAUUUACAUGAUGUGAUCUACAUUACAAGUUUUGUUCAAUUGGGAUCAAUCAUAUCAGCUAAAUUUUGGUAUGCAUAUCUAGUGAUUCCUGCUUUUGCUGCUUACAAGCUUUAUGAUAUUUCCAAGGGAUGGUUCCAGAGUUCGGCGGAGGAACCAGAGGAUGAAAAGUCACGGAGGAAAAGGGAGAAAAUGGAACGAAAGGCUUCAAGGCCUAAAUUUGUUCGUGGGAAAAACAGAUGAAUUGAACUGUGGAAUAGAUACCUAGAGAAGGGUGUUUUUGAGCAUUUGUAGCAAAUGAAGCAUCACAUGAAGCUGAGUUUGAUUAAGAGGAAAUUUCUCUAAAUAGAAAUGAUCCGUUACAUCACCUUUGUUGAUGAUGGAAUGACAUUAUAAGCAGUUAAUCAUAAAUAAUUUUGAUAUUGCUAUCAGGUUUCAAGUCAAACUCACUGAUCCAUAAUUGAUGAAUCUUGAUAGAAAUAUCAUAAUUUGACACACUGCAGAAAAUACCUCCUGCUUAUCACAAAUAAUCUAUUCAAUCAUUGAGAUACCAAUCAUAAAUUUCAGGGUGCUUCUAGUUUUAUCUU